UGUGGAUGUGGCUAUUGGCAGAGCUGUGCUGACAUCUCUAGGAGCUGCUGAGCUGCUUGUCAGAGCCCCCCAGCAGCAGCAGAAAUCGGGUUUUUGGGAGGUUUUUUUGGGAAUUUUUUAUUCGGGAGAGCUGGCGGGGGCUCCCCGGGAGCCGGAUUAUCCUGGCAGAAUUCCUCUUGAACUGCUCGUGGCCAUGGAGUCUCCGCUGAAAUCAGCAAACAGCUGACGUGCUCAGAGUGCAGAACCACCAGGGUGCCCGUCGCUGCGUCGCAGGGCUCUGAAGAUGUCCAACAGCAACACGGCACAGGAGUCCCUGGAAAUUAUGAAGGAAUCGGAAAAGAAGGUGGUGGAGGAAUCUGUGAACAAAACCAAAUUCGUGUCCCGGUCACCCAGCAAGGAGGAGGUGGAGAAGGAUGGGGGCGAGGAGGUCGGCGUGCGCCAGGAGUCUCAGAAGCGAACGUCGAGUCACGGCCACGCCAGGAAAAGAGCCAAGUCUAACUCAAAGCUGAAACUGGUCAGGAGCUUGGCUGUGUGUGAGGAAUCCUCAGGCCCCUUCGUGGAUGGGCUGCUGGAGUCUCAGGACAUCAUCCAGCUGCACGUGAGCUGCCCCUCUGACAAGGAAGAGGAAAAAUCCACAAAAGAUGGGGUGGAAAAAGAGGAAAAAGAGAAAAAUAAAGAGAAAACACCAAGGAGGAUGCUCUCUCGAGAUUCCAGCCAGGAAUAUACAGACUCCACUGGAAUAGAUUUGCAUGAAUUUUUAGUAAAUACACUGAAAAAAAACCCAAGGGACAGAAUGAUGCUGCUCAAGUUGGAACAGGAGAUUCUGGAGUUCAUCAGUGACAACAACAAUCAGUUCAAGAAGUUCCCCCAGAUGACCUCGUACCACCGCAUGCUGCUGCACCGCGUGGCCGCCUACUUCGGGAUGGAUCACAACGUGGACCAGACUGGCAAGGCCGUGAUCAUCAACAAGACCAGUAACACACGGAUCCCUGAGCAGAGAUUCUCUGAGCACAUCAAGGAUGAGAAGAACGCAGAAUUCCCUCAGAGGUUCAUCCUGAAAAGGGACGACACCAGCAUGGAUCGGGACGACAACCAGAUCAGACUCCCCUUGCAGGAUGGGAGAAGGAGCAAAUCCAUCGAGGAGCGGGAGGAGGAAUAUCAGCGCGUCAGGGAGAGGAUCUUUGCACGAGAGUCUGGCCAGAAUGGAUUCCUCACAGACAGCAGGGGCGCCCGGGAGGGGCUGGGCAGGAGCCCCGGCAGCCGCCAGAGCAGCACCGAGAGCGAGAUCAAAUCCCUGGAGCCGCGGCCCUGGAGCAGCACGGACUCGGACGGCUCCAUGCGCAGCCUGAGGCCGCCCGUCACCAAGGCCAGCAGCUUCAGUGGCAUCUCCAUCCUCACCCGGGGGGACAGCGUGGGCAGCAGCAAGGGCAGCGCCGGCAGCCGCAGCUCGCGGGCAGGUUUGGUGCUGGGUGCCCCCGAGGGCUGCAGCCCCUCGCCCUCAUCCCAGGCCAGCCGUGCCCUCCUGCCCUGCUCGGCCCCGCAGCCCCCCGGGCUCCCCCCAGCCCAGCAGCAGCAGCAGCCGCCCAUCAGCAGCCCCAUCAUGUCGCAGCCGGUGCCGGCGCUGCAGCCCGUUCCGUACUCUCCAAGCUCCUGCCCCCAAGUCCUCCUGCCAGUGUCUCCACCCCAGCAGUACAGCCUGGCCGACGAGCUCAGCAGCCCCUUCGGGCAGAUCAGCCUGAGCCGCCAGGGCUCCACAGAAGCUCCGGACCCCUCGUCGGGGAUGUUCCAGCCGUCGCUGCUGUCCCAGCACCCGCAGCAGCCGGGGUUCAUCAUGGCAGCCCCCCCUGGGCAGCCCAUCCCCACCUCCAGCUACUCUGCCUCGGGGCACACGGCCCCCAGCCAGCCGGUGCUGCAGCCCCAGGGCUACAUCCAGCCCCCUCAGCAGAUUCAGGUUUCUUACUACCCCCCUGGGCAGUACCCCAACUCCAGCCAGCAAUACCGACCCCUCAGUCACCCAGUGGCCUACAGCUCCCAGCGCCCCCAGCAGCUCCCCCAGCAGUCCCAGCAGCCAGGUUUACAGCCCAUGAUGUCCAACCAGCAGCAGAGCUACCAGGGCGUGGUGGGGGUGCAGCAGCCUCAGCCCCCCGGGCUCCUCGGCAGCCAGAGGAACAAUUUGGGGGGCCAGAUGCAGAACGUGCUGGGGGUGCAGCAGGCACAGCCCCCCGGGCUGCUCAGCACCCAGAGGAGCAGCAUGGGCAGCCAGAUGCAAGGGCUGAUGGUGCAGUACACAGCCCUGCCCUCGUACCAGGUGCCCAUGGCCAGUGAGUCCCAGAACGUGGUCCAGCAGCCCUUCCAGCAGCCCGUGCUGGUGCCAGCCAGCCAGUCUGUGCAGGGCGGGCUCCAGGCUGGAGGGGUGCCCAUCUACUACAGUGUCAUCCCCAGUGCCCAGCAGAAUGGCACCAGCCCGUCCGUGGGGUUCCUGCAGCCCCCUGGCUCCGAGCAGUACCAGAUGCCGCAGUCGCCGGCGCCCUGCAGCCCUCCCCAGAUGCAGCAGCAGUAUUCAGGGGUGUCCCCAUCAGGCCCUGGCGUGGUGGUGAUGCAGCUGAAUGUCCCCAACGGCCCCCAGGCCCCCCAGAACCCGCCCGUGGUGCAGUGGAGCCACUGUAAGUACUACAGCCUGGAGCAGAGGGGGCAGAAGCCUGGAGACCUCUACAACCCCGACAGCACUGCUCAGGCCAGCACCCAGCUGAGCAGCCCCAUCACGUCCCCCACGCAGUCGCCGACGCCGUCGCCCGUCACCAACCUGGGCAGCGUGUGUCCGGGGCUGAGCCCCCUGCCCGUGCUCACCCAGUUCCCCCCCAGGCCCAUGGGCCCUGCACAAGGUGACGGGCGGUACUCGCUGCUGGGCCAACCUCUGCAGUACAACCUGUCGCUGUGUCCCCCUCCUCUGCUGCACAACCAGCCCAGCUACACAGGACACCAGGGCCAGGCUGGCAUGAAGCACGGCAACAGGAGCAAGAGGCAGGCCCUGAAAUCGGCGUCCACCGACCUGGGCACGAGUGACGUAGUGCUGGGCCGCGUGCUGGAGGUGACCGACCUGCCCGAGGGCAUCACACGGACAGAGGCCGACAAGCUCUUCACGCAGCUCGCCAUGGCCGGUGCCAAAAUCCAGUGGCUCAAAGAGACUCAGGGGCGCCGCGGGGACGGCGGAGGCGGCGGGGACAACAACAGCACCAGCAGCAGCGGCGGCGGCGGCGGCGGGACUGCGGAGAACGGCAGGCACGGUGACCUCGCUGCCUUAUACACCAUCGUGGCCGUGUUCCCCAGCCCCCUGGCAGCCCAGAACGCCUCCCUGCGCCUCAACAACUCCCUGAGCCGCUUCAAACUGCGCGUGGCCAAAAAGAACUACGACCUGCGGGUGCUGGAGAGGGCGAGCUCCCAAUAGAGCCCCGCCGCGGGCGCUGCCCUGGGCAUCCUCUGCUCCCGCCCUCCCUUCCUCUCGCCCUCCUUCCUUGAUAUAUUUAUAUGAACAUAAUUAAGAGACGAGAAGUUGAUUUUUUUUUUUUUUUUGGUUUUUCUUUCGGUUUUUUUUUUAAUUAUUAUUAUUUUUUUUUUUUUGGAGUGACGCCCAUGCCCGCCCCCUUUUCUCCCUGUGUCUAUGGUUUUUUGUUUAAGCACUGUGUUGGACCUCACAUACAGGUGUUGAUUGGUAUGUUCACUGCACAUUUUAUUUAAUCAAAUUAUUAUUUUGCUG
This is a messenger RNA of Melospiza georgiana, 3754 nucleotides long. RefSeq names its product R3H domain containing 2 (gene R3HDM2). The record is from RefSeq and is a predicted model, not a curated record. Lineage: Eukaryota; Metazoa; Chordata; Aves; Passeriformes; Passerellidae. Gene Ontology annotation, molecular function: nucleic acid binding. Bases 284 to 3445 code for a protein of 1053 amino acids. The transcript has 24 exons.